GCGGCUCCAGGCUGCCGGCUUUGCGGGGUGCAGCGGGAGCAGCUGCACCUCUGUGAGGCUGAUGCCCUGCCCCGCCACGGCCAGCAUGGAUGCCCCGCUGCGAAAUCAAGUGCCGCAGUGACAGGGAAGAAGAGCAGUCUCCCCAACCCUGCGGUUCUCCCCAUGUGACCUGCCCUCCGGGACCCCUUCUACACCCGGCCUCGGAUGGAAACGGGCUGAGAUGCAGGCUGCAAAGGAGGGAAGGCGAAGGCCACUGUACGAAGGAACACCCAGUACUCGUCACUCCCUUUGGCGAACCCAGCAGAACAGACGUGCAGAAACUCAGGGAAAGGCAUUGUGGCAGGUGGUGCCGAGAAACAGCCAACUGCCAGGGACCAUGCCCUGCGGUGAGGGAGGACCGUUCUGCCCUGGAGAGGAUUCGGCCUCCAUCCCUCAGGCAGAGACCCAGGAGGCCAUCAUCGGCCAAGGAGCCUGCGGCCUGGUGUGCGGCAGCGGGAGCCGCGGACAGGGGCAGCAGAGCGGCUCAGGAGACCUCCAAGCCACCCCAGAGGGGCUCACCAAGCACCACCAAGUCUAAGGGGCUGCCUGCUGCCUCCAGGCUGGCAGCCUGUCCUGAAGCCUCGUCUGGGGAAAGUCCUGCUGAUCAGAACAGGCCCCCGCCACCUGCCACUCCGCCAGCUGUGCUUAGCAGGGGGACAGCCCCCCAGCACCCCCCAAACCUGGGCUGCCGGCCUUCCAGGCCCCUCUCUUCUUUUUACCCCAUGAGUCAAAAGCUCGCCAGGCUUGAGUCUGGCUCAAAUCUUCUAAGGCAUCCCCAUCACCAGUCUCAGGCCAGGCAGAGCGUCACCUCAGAAAGCAUUAGCUGAACGCGGACACAGACCUCAAGUUCUCAUUGAUAUUCAAACAGAAAAACAAGCUUGAAAUAUAAGCGCUUCCCUUCGUUUAUGCAGCCACACCUUACUCUUCUAGCCUAUCCUUCCGGUUUGUUCAACAACUUCCCCAGUUGGUCCAGUAAAAAACAGCCCUAUUUGUAAAAGGCCAGGAUCCGGCACAGGAGCCCAUCAGCCCAUCUGGCCCAGCCCACUGCCUGCGUGUCCCUCCUGCCACGCGGCGCUCCCCUCCCCUUUGGCCACACAGCACGCACAAGCGUGCAUGGUGUGGUGGAAAGAGGCUUUGGCAUCGAACAGAGUGGGGUUUCAUCCCUAGCUCUAGUGCUUAACUCUGAGCCUCAGUCUCUUCUCUUGUAAAAUAAGAAUACCACCUCUGAGAAGGUUGUUGGAGAAGAAUGUCCAAGUGCCUGGCCCACACAAGACAGCAAUUUGAGAAUUUCUUCCUUUUCUUUCUUCUGUUCCUUCAAUCUACUGCUGCCCACAGCCCAAAAUAACUUAAAUUGAAGGCUACUAUUGACUUCAUUACCUGAAAACAUUUAGCUGACAGGUAAAUGCAGAGACCUCUCAUCCCAACCUUACAGAGGAUCCAGGUAGGUGAAGCCAGACCAAGGCUGAGAGACUGGGUCCCGAGGCAGUGCUAAAAGAAGGUCUGCAUGGCAGCCAGGCUAACGUUACGUCCUGUGGACCAGAAGCAGCAGGAGAGGUAUGACCAUACAUCUCCGGCUGGGACACGCUAACCAGUCUCCCUUAAGCUGCCCAGGCAGAUGGCGGCAAUCUCCACGAAGCCCCCCAGCAAAGGGAGCACAGUUUGCAGAAUGGCAAAGUUCUGCCAAGAAAGACAAAGACCCUCCUUAGAAGGACCAAGGAAUUAAGAUGUUAAAACUGACUGGUCAAAGCUGGGCGGGUGGUGGCGGGGGAGGGAGGAAAGGAAAAAGAAAAGAAAGGCCCUCCCUCAACCUUGGCUCAAUGAGGCAAUGAUUCCACCAAACAGCCACAGCUGUAGAAUGGGGUGACUUCUGCCAGGACAUUAGUUAUACAAAUAUCUCUUGGAUUUAAGAAAAGCCUCUUGCUUUGGGGCUACAGCAAGAGAGUAAGGUCUUUGGAGUUUCCCCUGGAACUGGGGCUGUUGUGUCCCCUCUUCAUUCACUUCCCAUUGCAAACAAUACAGACAGACCGUUGGUACCAUUAAAAGAAGAAAAAAAAAGCCUCUCGACUAUCAUGCCAAUCCAUCUUAUUUGUCUUUAAAGGUAAUGCUCAGUCCCUGUCUACACAGUUUUUAUAAACUUAGAGCGUCGCAGAAUUCAACCUAAAAAAAAAGAGAGAGAGAGAGAACUGAAUCUGGAACCCCCACCUAGCAUACCACCUGCCAACAGACAGGGAUGCCUGCACCUGCCCACCCUCAGUGCGGCUGAAGCCUGUGCAGAAAGAGACAGCAAAGCUGUUCAGCCGGCUCACCAUCUACCCAUUCUUCCUUUUACUGAAAAGAGAAAGAGAUGGAUGGACAGGCAGAUGUGUUUUUUCUAAGAUUAACAUGCAGGGGAGGCCUCCUGUGGGGAUGAGUGCCGAUGUGUCCCAAGGCGCUGAAGCACACCAGGCAGAGAAGCUGCAAGAAUGCUACAAAGAGACGCACGGGAGUCAGCGGCCCUCUAAGCACGCCACCCAGGCUCCUCCUCCCGUGGUUUAUAAUAACUUGAUUUCUACCUGCCAAAAACUGGUGAGCUCUGGAUGUUGGAUUCCAGGGCUAGCUGUAAUCACACACCUCUUUUCUUCUCAUUAAUGCACUGGGAGGAAAAUUGGAAUCAGCAGGCUGAUACUCUAAGCUCAGCCCUUUUGAAGUUCCAAGCACACUUAAAUGCCCAAGCGAGUACAUACGGAUCCCUGGCAGCAGACCGGCCAGUGAGCUCACCACCACAGCAGAAACACGGGCAUUUUCAGUCAGCAGGGAUCUGCAGCUACCUCCCCACACUACCUCUCUAAGUGUUUGCUUUAUGUUUCCUGUUUAGGGGUCCUCUCUCAAAGUGUGGGAGCACCCCCAGCCUGCAAAUACCAAGGAACCAACAAUGCAGCUCCCCCCGCCCCCCGCCCCGAGCAGGCCAUGUGCUUGCUUCUCCAGUACAGUUUUGCUGCCUCCCUCACAUACCUUCUGUCCCUUCGGCCAACCAUGGUAGGGACCGUCAACACUGACUGAGUACCUACUGUGCACCAGGUACUAUUCCGAGCACUCUAUGUGUAUUAACUCAUAUAAUCCCCAAGCCCCACAGGAAUUUGCUGGAGGGAGAAAAAUACUUUGGCCCAGAUUCCCACAUGAUUUCUAUUCCCUAUUUCUAGCUGUGCUGUAAAGCUUACAUAACCUAAUUUGCACUAUGGAGCUAUUUUUUAAAAUCUCCAAAGAUCACUGCAUCAAGUAUCAAUGGAAGCUGUUAGCUCCUACCUAAAAUGAUAAUGUGGGAAAGGAUAUCUAUUCUUACAACUAACUCAACUUGAAUUCUUGACUUAAAACGGUCUUUCUGGAAGAUGGGAUGAGGAAGGGAAAGAGACUCAUUCUUACAUAAGAAGUCCUAGCUUGUGCUCUGUAAGUUGCUGCUAGAGAAACAUCAAUACUGAAACUCAUCUCAGCAGUAGGUAGUUUCCUGACGCUGUGGUGGUUAUUCAUUUACCACUUAUCUCCCUUCCAGGCCUCCUAGUAACACUGAGAAACCUACGGUCACUGUGUGGCAUCAGAUCCUUAUAGCUUGCAAGUACAAAUACAGCAGAACCUUUUUUGCUCUGAGGA
Molecule: messenger RNA, 3663 nt
Organism: Zalophus californianus (California sea lion)
Lineage: Eukaryota; Metazoa; Chordata; Mammalia; Carnivora; Otariidae
Exons: 4
Coding region: 90-866 (258 amino acids)
Source: RefSeq, a predicted model, not a curated record